AUGUGCAACUACACUCAGCGCGAAUUAAAUUGCGGUCACAUCCGGUGGAUUGUGUCGCGGUGGUGUCCAGUGUACACGAAGACUCAACGACGAUGCCCGCCUUGCGUUACGUUUUUCGAAUUCCGCGGCGAUGAAGUCUGUGGUGAAUGCAAACCAUCCGCCCCAAUUGCAUGGGAGAGCAUGAUUAGACGGUAA
Messenger RNA from Colletotrichum abscissum, 195 nucleotides. RefSeq lists its product as uncharacterized. NCBI's taxonomy places the organism in Eukaryota, Fungi, Ascomycota, Sordariomycetes, Glomerellales, Glomerellaceae. Bases 1 to 195 code for a protein of 64 amino acids. The transcript has a single exon. The record is from RefSeq and is a predicted model, not a curated record.